Malus domestica (apple) is the source of this 918-nucleotide messenger RNA. Its product is annotated as protein DMP8. Lineage: Eukaryota; Viridiplantae; Streptophyta; Magnoliopsida; Rosales; Rosaceae. Gene Ontology annotation, biological process: endomembrane system organization. The record is from RefSeq and is a predicted model, not a curated record.
AUGGACCAAAAAAGCGAUGGAGUUGGAAUCAAAAUCUAUAACAAUGCAGUCUACGGGGACCCGCACGACGACGAGUCCGCCAAGUCACCACCAAAGCCGCCGCCAACUUCUUCUUCAUCUCACCCUCUGCCUUUGCUCCGACUGAACCCGGACCACUUACACGGCCGCAAACGCCGUGCCGUUGCCAAAGGGGUCCAGAAAACCCUAUCCAAGACCUCAAUGCUGGCCAACUUUCUCCCCACAGGCACUCUCUUAACCUUUGAAAUGGUGCUCCCCGCUAUCUACAGAACCGGAGAGUGCACGGGCGUCACCACUAUGAUGACACUCGUGCUCCUUGGCAUGUGCACCCUCUCAUGCUUCUUCUUCCACUUCACGGACAGUUUCCGUGGGCCUGACGGGAAGUUGUACUACGGAUUCGUGACGCCGAAAGGACUAGCGGUAUUUAAACCGGGCCUGGGGGUGGAGGUGCCGAAGGAGGAGAGGUACAAAUUGGGGCUGUCAGACUUCGUUCACGCCAUUAUGUCUGUCAUGGUGUUUGUGGCGAUCGCAUUUUCGGACCGGCGCGUGACGGACUGUUUGUUUCCGGGGCACGAGAAGGAUAUGGAUGAAGUUAUGGAGAGUUUCCCGUUGAUGGUGGGGAUCGUGUGCAGUGGCUUGUUUCUUGUGUUUCCGAGUACUCGCUACGGGAUUGGCUGCAUGGCUGCGUGAAUGAAGCAUGCAGACGCGUAAUUCAAGAUACAAUUUAUUUGUUUUAUUAAUUAAUGAUGUUUGUGUUUCUGUAAGUUGUAUUAAUAUGUUUUAUUGUAUGUGUUUUUAUAUGUUAAUAUUGAUAUGUUGUAUCAUGCUUCACUUUGACAAUGAGUCUGUCUGAGUAAUAGUAUAUCAAGUUGCAAAUUUUAUGAUAUUUAUGUGUGUAUG